Messenger RNA from Ustilaginoidea virens, 3669 nucleotides. RefSeq lists its product as uncharacterized. Gene Ontology annotation, cellular component: nucleus; MutSalpha complex. Bases 1 to 3669 code for a protein of 1222 amino acids. The transcript has 4 exons. Gene Ontology annotation, molecular function: ATP-dependent DNA damage sensor activity; mismatched DNA binding; ATP binding. Lineage: Eukaryota; Fungi; Ascomycota; Sordariomycetes; Hypocreales; Clavicipitaceae. The record is from RefSeq and is a predicted model, not a curated record. Gene Ontology annotation, biological process: mismatch repair.
AUGGCAGGCGACAGAGCACAUCCGAGCACGGCCCGUACCCCUGCCAGACCGGCAGCCAAGCCAGCUGGCUCGGCCACUGCGUCGGCCAAGCAGCGAUCCAUCAUGUCCUUCUUCCAGAAGUCCUCGCCUGCCGGUCCCGCGUCUUCGCCGACCACGCGUGAUAAGGUCACUCCUGAUUCUCAACCUUCAUGUUUGAAAGAGACCACCAAAGCCAACUCUCUUCCCAAGUCCAAGCCGUCCGUGAAGCUAUCCACACCUGUUCCGAGCAGUGACGCCAUCGAGCCAGCGAGUUCACAGGAAAACGACGACCCUGCAACCGCCAUGAGAACCAGAAGAGGCACCUUGCUUUCCCCCACAGCCGCGUCCUCCAGUAAUAAACUGGUCAAGAAAGCCGCUCCAAAGGCUGUCGCUGGUAGCAGCCCAUGCCGAAAGGCGAAGAAGGUUGUUUCGUAUGCCGAAUCGUCCGAAGAAGACGAGCCGUUCAACUAUGGUGGCAGGGCUGAGACUCGACGCAAUCGUGGCCGCACCGUUGUGAAAGAUGAGGACGAAUACGACGAGGAUGGCGCCGCGUCUCAAGUUGAAGACGAUGACGACAUGGCCGACUUUAUUGCGUCUGAAGACUCGGAGGACGACCGCCGCCAAUCCAAGAAGCGAAAGCGUUCCGCAAAACCACAGACCGCCCGAAAGCGCUCCAACGUUUCCCCUCCGCUUCCUUCCAAGGCCGAAACGCCUAUCCCCGACUUGGACGACGAUGAUAUGAACAAAGCUCCUACCACAUCAACCACUUCCCAGUGGAGCUAUGACCCCGAAGCGACCAACAAGCGACCUGUUGUCAAACCCACGGAGCGAACCGCGCCCAGGGACCCCAAAUACAAGGAAAAGGCGCACACAAAGGAACCCGAGGACCGCUAUCCCUGGUUGGCUAAUAUUCGCGACAAGGAGAAAAGGCUUCCCAACGAUCCAGAGUAUGACCCAAGAACCAUCUACAUCCCGCCAAUGGCCUGGAGCAAAUUCUCCCCGUUUGAGAAGCAGUACUGGGAAAUCAAGCAGAACUUGUGGGAUACCAUCGUCUUCUUCAAGAAGGGCAAGUUCUAUGAACUCUAUGAGAACGACGCAACCAUUGGCCACCAGCAAUUCGAUUUCAAAAUGACGGACAGAGUCAACAUGCGAAUGGUGGGAGUUCCCGAAAGCUCACUCGAUCACUGGGUCAACCAGUUCAUUGCGAAACAAUACAAGGUGGCAAGAGUAGACCAGAUGGAGACCAACCUUGGAAAGGAGAUGCGCGAGCGACAAGACAAGAGCGGGAAGAAGGCGGAUAAAGUCAUAUCUCGCGAGCUUUCUUGCGUGCUCACCGCAGGCACGCUUGUUGACGGUGGUAUGCUGCAGGACGACAUGGCUGCCUACUGUGUUGCCAUCAAGGAGUCAGUUGCCGACGGCAUACCGUCAUUUGGCAUCGCCUUUGCAGACACUGCCACGGGCCGCUUCCAGCUGUCAGGGUUUGUCGACGAUGUCGACCUUACCAAGUUUGAAACCUUUGUCGCGCAGGUUGGUCCUCGCGAGCUGCUUCUGGAAAAGUCUUGCCUCUCCACCAAGGCGUUGCGAAUCCUCAAGAACAACACCAGCCCCACAACCAUCUGGACCUACCUGAAGCCCGGCAGCGAAUUCUGGGACGCGGAUACCUCUCGGCGCGAGCUCAAAUGCGGCAACUAUUUCGCAUCCGAACAUAAUGAAGAUGGCAUUUGGCCAGAGGUGCUGCAGCAAUGCAAAGACGAUGACCUGGUCAUGUCUGCCUUUGGCGCCUUGGUAUCCUACCUCAAGUUCCUGCAGUUGGAAGGACCGCUACUCUCGCAGGGCAACUUUGACACGUACAAUCCCAUUCAGAAGAAUGGCACUCUCGUCUUGGACGGACAAACAUUGACAAACUUGGAGUUAUUUGCCAACUCUUCCGACGGCUCGACAGACGGCACCUUGUUCACCUUGCUCAACAGGUGCAUCACACCAUUUGGAAAGCGAUUGUUUCGUCAGUGGGUGGCUCAUCCCCUGUGCGACAUUGAGCGGAUCAACGAACGAUUGGACGCAGUUGAGAUGCUAAACAGUGACCCGACGGUUCGGGAGCAAUUCGCAUCUCAGCUUAUGAAGAUGCCGGACUUGGAGCGAUUGAUUUCUCGCAUCCAUGCCGGGGCAUGCAAGCCCGAAGACUUUGUCCGAGUGCUGGAGGGCUUCGAGCAGAUAGAGUACACCAUGAGUCUCCUCUCGGCCUUUAGGGGCGGAAAUGGCAUAGUCGACCGGCUAAUCUCAUCCAUGCCUGACCUGGAAGAACCGCUGAGCUUCUGGAAAACGGCAUUUGACCGCCAAAGGGCUCGCCAAGAGAAAAUACUGAUCCCCGGACGCGGCAUCGAGCCGGACUUUGACGAGAGCUUGGCUCGUAUGGAUGAGGUGAAGAAUCAACUAGACGACUUGCUAAGCGCCAAGAAGACGGAGCUCAAGUGCCGCAGCCUCAAGUAUACCGAUGUCGGCAAAGAAGUAUACCAGAUGGAAGCGCCUAAAAGCGUCAAGGUCCCCUCAAGCUGGCGCCAAAUGUCGUCCACCAAGGACGUGAAGCGAUGGUACUUUGGCCAGCUCACCCAGCUUGUCAGAGAGCUCCAAGAGGCCGAAGAGCUGCACUCGCAGCUAGUGAGAGAGAUUGCAUCACGGCUAUUCAGGAAGUUCGACGUCGAGUACAACACUUGGUUGCGCGCAAUCAAGAUCAUCGCCCAACUCGACUGCCUCGUCAGUCUGGCCAAGGCGUCUAGCUCCUUGGGAGAGCCGGCAUGCAGGCCGCAGUUUUUUGACCACGAGCGCAGUUUUGUCGACUUUGACGAAUUGCGCCACCCGUGUAUGAUUAAUACGGUCGACGACUUUAUACCGAACGGCAUCAAGCUCGGUGGAGACCGGGCCAAGAUCAAUUUGUUGACGGGCGCCAAUGCGGCGGGGAAGUCAACCGUCCUUAGAAUGUCUUGCGUGGCUGUCAUCAUGGCACAAAUCGGAUGCUAUGUCCCAGCGGUUUCUGCUCGUCUCACGCCAGUGGAUCGCAUCAUGUCACGACUGGGUGCCAACGACAACAUUUUCGCGGCACAAUCCACCUUUUUCGUAGAGCUCUCGGAAACCAAGAAGAUCCUGGCAGAGGCCACACCGCGGUCCAUGGUGAUUCUCGAUGAGCUGGGUAGAGGAACAAGCUCGUACGACGGGGUUGCCGUCGCGCAGGCGGUGCUGCAUCACGUCGCAACCCACAUUGGCUGCCUAGGCUUCUUCGCCACUCACUACCACUCGCUUGCGACCGAGUUUGAGAAUCACCCCGAGAUUGAAGAGAAGAGGAUGCAAAUCCACGUGGACGAGGAGGAGCGCAAAGUGACGUUUUUGUACAAGCUGGAAGACGGGGUUGCCGAGGGCAGCUUCGGCAUGCACUGCGCAGCCAUGUGCGGCAUUCCCGACCGCGUGAUCGAGCGAGCAGAGGUUGCUGCGCGCGAAUGGGAGCACACGAGUCGGCUGAAGGAAAGCUUGGAAAAGGCAAAAACCGGGUGUUACAUUCCACUUGGGGUUCUCAGCGACGUCGGCAGCUUGCUAGGGGGCAAGGGAGACAUUGGGAGCAAGGGUGUGGAAGUGCUUCUUAAGGCUAUCGAAUGCUUGUGA